Penicillium olsonii is the source of this 930-nucleotide messenger RNA. Lineage: Eukaryota; Fungi; Ascomycota; Eurotiomycetes; Eurotiales; Aspergillaceae. The record is from the annotation of a GenBank genome assembly.
AUGGCAAGCCUCAGUGCCGCUGGCAAUCAACUCGAGCAAUUGAUCAACGCGUGUAAUGACGACCCAAAAACACUGCAAAACGCCUAUGAGACCCAUAGAACCAACAGAAAUGCCGUCUUCAGUGACCAAAUCAGCCAGCCAGGAUUCUGCGAUUGGAAAGAGGACCCUAUCUUGAACCAAGUGCUCGAAGCAGAGAAAGGCCUAACGAACUACGUCGAUCCACGAAACAACCUCGCCUUUUGGGCCCGUCCGCCCCAGCAUGUGCGAGAAUUGGUGUCCAAGAUUCAGCAGCAGCUGAGAACGUUGACCGGACCCGGUCUGUGGCUCGUUCCAACCGAGAACCUACACAUGACGACAUUGGAGAUUUGUCCCGCGAAGAAGAGCAGCGAGAUCACCGAAUUGAUUGACAAGGUCAAUCUAACAGAGUGGCAGGAUCUGGCCAACUACACCCUCAAGCACCGUACUCGGCUGGUUAAGCCGAUCAUAAGCUACGAUACUUCCGCCAUCGCGCUGAGCUUUGUGCCCGCAGCUGGCGAAGAUGACACUGCUGCGUAUAGUGGAAAGAAUGACGGGUAUACCUAUCACCACUUGCGUCGGGAUCUCUACAACAAGGUGACUAUGAAUGGCGUCCCUAUCGCCGCUAGGUAUACAGUGCCUUCGGCACACAUCACGAUUGCUCGCGUUGUGAAACCAGCCAUGGCCACGGAGAGAGCAUUGGGCUCCCCGACACUAACCGGCAAGGAGGCCGGGCAGCUGGUUGCUCAAAUUGAGGAUCUCAAUGGUGAACUCCGCUCGAAUGUGUGGAGACGAUUGGGAGACCCAUCCCAGGGCGAGUGGGUGAUUGGCCAUGAGAAGGGAUUGGAACUUAUUUGGGGCACAACCUGGUAUGGGAAAGGAGAACGAGUUGUUCUCGGAGAAGGCUUUACAUAG